UAUUGACAGAGGUUCGAUUUCCUGAUUCAGGUCUCAACAUUACUCGGGAAGUCAUGGAAUGUACACAACUGGGACGAUGCAGUGUUCGUGAAUACAGGCGAGGACCAACUGUUGAGAACUAUCUGCAAGAAUUCAGAGGAAAAGAAAGCGUUGUAUUGGAAAAUAUCAAGCACCACACUGAUGACGGUAAAUUAACCAGAAUAACAUAUCUAUAUUUUUUAAUGGUAGUAUCAUAGCUACUGGGAAUGACAACCCAAUCUGUCC
This is a messenger RNA of Acanthoscelides obtectus, 264 nucleotides long. NCBI's taxonomy places the organism in Eukaryota, Metazoa, Arthropoda, Insecta, Coleoptera, Chrysomelidae. The record is from the annotation of a GenBank genome assembly.